AUGUGCAAUCGCGUCGAUUUGAACAAGGAACGUGAAAAGCGAUCAAGAAUGAUCGCCGCAGUUUUUGCCAUAGUCUUCGCAGUGCUACUUAUUUCCAUGCUGGAGCAGAUCAGUAACUAUGUGGAUAUACCAGAGAUGACACCAAUCGAUCCAUCUAUUCGAUCCAAUAUGAGCCGUGUGAAUCUGAUAACUGCCAGUGAAUUACAAACGAAAGGAACACAGUUGGGUGCUGGAGCGUUCGGAGUUGUAUAUGCGGGUUUCUGGUUUCCGAAGGGUAAAGGUAAAAUCAAGGUGCCCGUCGCUAUAAAGCUGGUUAAAGGAAUGCGAACUGGCAAAGAGGAAUCAGAAAUGUUGAACGAGGCUAUGCAAAUGUCGUCACUUCGUCAUGAACAUCUGCUUCGCCUUGUCGGUAUUUGCCUUCAUGAGGAAGGAAUCCAACUGGUUACACUCCUACGUCCACUAGGGAAUCUGCUUGGUUUUUUAAAGAAACAUAAAGCGCACCUUUGUGGCAAGGAUGUACUGUUAUACUGUUAUCAGAUAUCGUCGUGUCUUUAUUUAUAUGUCGACUUGUGGGUCAUUUUUUUACAGGCAAUGAAAUAUCUGUAUGAACAUCGUGUCAUUCAUCGUGACCUUGCUGCGAGAAAUGUGCUUGUGAAAAGGCACAAUCACGUUGAAGUAACUGAUUUUGGACUUGCCAAACUUCUCGACUACGGUCAAGAGAAGGUGAAGGUCAUGGAAGGAAAGGUGGCUAUAAAGUGGCUGGCGUUAGAGUCGCUGAAAGACCAAAGCUACACUCAUCGUACUGACGUAUGGGCGUUCGGUGUAACGUGCUGGGAAAUUCUUACAUUUGGGCAGGUACCCGGUCACAUUUUUGUGAGUCCAUAUCAAGGUAUGGAUAUUUGUUCGAUCAAGAACUUCCUCCAGGACGGUAAUCGUCUUUCACAGCCGAGUAACUGCUCAAUUGAACUUUACCAAGUCUUGCUGCAAUGCUGGAUGGCGAAUCCGGAAUCGAGACCGACUUUCACCAUGCUGCAUGAGCGCUUCCAAAACUUUUGUCGAAUUCCACACCUUUACGUUGAGGACCAAGUAACACCACAAGCGUUUGUCGAAACGGAAUGUCAGAGAGAUCUCUUACGAGAAUUGCUAAACGAUACCGAAAACGACUUCACAGAUCCGUUGAACUACUUCGAAAUGUGUGAGAAUCCCGAAACUCCAACUGCUGAUUUUGAGACCGUAUGUGUUAUCUUCAGGCAGUAUAAAUAA
Messenger RNA from Angiostrongylus costaricensis, 1263 nucleotides. The record is from the annotation of a GenBank genome assembly. Lineage: Eukaryota; Metazoa; Nematoda; Chromadorea; Rhabditida; Metastrongylidae.